Rhinocladiella mackenziei CBS 650.93 is the source of this 963-nucleotide messenger RNA. RefSeq lists its product as uncharacterized. The coding region runs from base 1 to 963 and encodes 320 amino acids. The transcript has 2 exons. Gene Ontology annotation, cellular component: mitochondrion. NCBI's taxonomy places the organism in Eukaryota, Fungi, Ascomycota, Eurotiomycetes, Chaetothyriales, Herpotrichiellaceae. The record is from RefSeq and is a predicted model, not a curated record.
AUGCGCCGACUGCACGUUCCCCGUCCCAACGCUCCUUUAUUCCGCCGACUCUUCUCCAACGUACAACCUCUCCGCGAUGCCAACGUGGUUGAGCUUGCUUUCCACCGACACGACCCUCCCGACGUUACCACCGCCAAAGGUCCGCCGAUAAUCAUUAUGCAUGGUCUCUUUGGGUCCCAGCGAAAUAACCGCACCAUGAGUAAAGCCCUAGCGAAAGACCUCUCCCGACCAGUUUACACCGUCGACCUGCGCAACCAUGGCGAUAGCCCCCACAGCCCAGUGCACGACUACACGUCGAUGGCCGAGGAUAUGGAACAUUUCAUCUCAACCCAAAAGAUCCCUCGCCCCACACUGAUUGGACACAGCAUGGGCGCCAAGGUCGCCAUGACCCUCGCCCUGCGCUCACCGGGGUCCUACUCGGCCUUGGUUCCCGUGGACAAUGCGCCCGUGGACGCCGCAUUGAAAUCUGACUUCGGUACCUACAUGACCGCCAUGCGAGAGAUCGAAGAGCACAGACCACGCAUCCAACGACAGAGCGACGCAGACAAGAUCCUAGCGAAAUACGAAAAGGACAUCGCUAUUCGGCAGUUCCUGUUGACAAACCUGGUCAAGACUCCGCCCGGCGGAGUGCCGCAUGUGCAUCAUGCAGGCGACCAUCGCCAUGUGCAGAAAACGGAGCUGCGCUUUCGGAUACCACUCGCGACGCUGGCGAGGUCACUGCCUGCGAUGGCAGACUUUCCGUUCAAAGAACCCGACACGGCGAGGUUUGAGGGACCAACAUUAGUUGUGAGGGGAACGAAAAGCCAUUAUGUUGCUGAUGAGACGUUGCCGGUUAUUGGGCGAUUUUUCCCGCGGUUUGAGCUGUUGGAUUGUGAUUGUGGGCAUUGGGUUAUGAGUGAGCGGUUUGAGGAGUUUAGGCAAGGGGUAGCGGAGUGGAUCACAAGGGCUGUUGAUGAGGAGUAG